AGAAUGAAAGUAAUACGUCUUUUAAAGGUUUUUCUUCUACUUCUUUGUGAAUUGCCGUUAAUCACAUCACAGCAUAUACGUUAUGAAAUGUACAAGAAAAUGUCGAAUGCCUCGUGCGGGAUCUCUUCUUCAGUAAUAACUUCUGUAGCUGUAUCUUCUAGCUUUGCCUGUUCUAGAGCAUGUGUUAGAAUUACAAAUUGUGUCGGAUUUGUAUUACCUUCUCUAGAAGAGCCUAUAGGCAAGAACUCUCUUGCUUUCAAGAAAUUUCAGUGUCAGCUUCUUCACUCAAAUAUCUUUCAAAAGAGCUCCGAAUGGGCGUUUUUUGGUGUUCAUGGAAACUAUCCUGUGGAAUCAUAUUCUAUGACGGGGACAGCAAGACAAACAUCAGUACCAGUUGUGAUCAACCAAUCAAAUACGUUCAAAGUCGACUGUAGGAACAAGGAUACAACAACGAGUUUGGGUAUUGUUGUUGCAAUUUAUGAAGCUUCGGCUAAUGACUUAAACGACUUGGACAGUAUUAAAUGUCUACAUCUGGAGAACGGACUAGGAUUGGAUACUGGCGACGUGGUCCACAUCGGCCUGAGAGUAACAACAGGCAACAUACUUUCUGAUGGUGUAUCUCAGUGUCCUGAUAACUAUGUGAUCACAGCGUUUUCAGAUACUGACGUAUAUUUUGGCAACGUGGAUUACGCCACCUGUGUGCGUCUGAUGAACUACUGGGUUGUGGACUACAGCGACUGUUGGGUGAAGAAAAGAGGCAGCGGAAAUUACAGAGGUCAAACUGAUCCUAACUUGCCUUGGAAUUUUGAAUGCCCCCGAGCGGGAUCAGAACCAAGAAUUAUCGUGGGGUUUGUAUUAAACAGUGGCAUGAUAAUGAAAUGUUGUAAACUUGUAAAUUUGAAACUCUAAACCUGUCAGUGUCAGAAUGUCCGUUUCGUCACUUUUAUUUAUUAAUGAAAUGGGUAAAGCAUAAUAAAAAACAGUUCAAUAAAUUACGCUGGAGUUUUCGUUCAGAACAAUUAAAAAAUUGGUGAUUCACAUAAAAAAAUGUUGAUAAGAUUACCGCAUUCAACAGUGGGGAUCUGUAUUCAACUCUAGCGCAUUUAACAGUGGAGGUUCUAUGUUCAACUCUAGCGCAUUCAACAGUGGGGGUCUGUAUUCAACUCUAGCGCAUUCAUCAGUGGGGGUCUGUAUUCAACUCUAGCGCAUUCAAUAGUGUAGGUUCUGUAUUCAAAUCUAGCGCAUUCAACGGGGGGCGGGGUCUGUAUCCAACUCUAGCGCAUUCAACAGAGGGGUUCUGUAUUCAACUCUAGCGCAUUCAACAGGGGUUUAUGUAUUCAACUUUAGCUCAUUCAACAGGGGGUCUGUAUUAUUUUUCAUCCACUUCCCCAAAGCGCUUGGGUUUUGUGUAUUUCCUAUAAUACGGUCGCGAGUUCGAAUCCCGUCACCGAACAUGAUCGCUCUUUCAGUCAUGGUGGCGUUAUGAUGUGAUGGUCAAUCCAAUUUUUCGUUGACAGAAGAGUAGCCCAAAAGUUAGCAGUGGAUGACGUUGACUAGAGGUCUUCCUUCUAAUUUAUCAAUUCUAAAUUACGGACGAUUAACGUGUAGCUUUUCGCGAAAUUUAACAUUCAAGGCUCAUUAUUGCAAUGUUCUUGGUACAUAUGAUUUCAAUGACGUUUCCUUUCAUUUUUAUGAUGCUAGGAUUCAGGAGUUCACAAAAUACGAUGGAUUAUUUUAAUCCCUUUAUCAAAUGUUUGUUUUUCAGCGUGGUUUUCAUAUGUUUUGUGAAAACCCAAACAAGAUUAUCUUCGUCACUAAUUUUGUACUAUUGGACUAGAGGGAAAGAAGCUAUACAGCAGUACCCACCGCCAACUCGUGGGCUACUCUUAUCUGACCGAGUAGCGGAAUUUAACCGUCAAUGUUCCCCGGAGAGAAACCAGUAAGUCUACGGAUUUACAACGAUAAAAUCCGGAGUUCGAUUCCGCGUGGUGGACACAGCAGAUAGCCUAAUGUGGCAUUUAUCUGAAAAAACAAACAAACAAAUUAAUCAUCACUGUCAUAGCGCACCUUCGACAAAGUCCGAGCAUGUUUUACCACUAGGCCACGCCUCUUUGCAUAUUUUAUUAAUAUUUCCCCUUUAUUCAAUUUGUUUUACCACUAGGCCACGCCUCUUUGCAUAUAUUAUUAAUAUUUCCCCUAUAUUCAAUUUGUUUUACCAGUUAGCUAA
Messenger RNA from Limulus polyphemus (Atlantic horseshoe crab), 2227 nucleotides. RefSeq lists its product as uncharacterized. The record is from RefSeq and is a predicted model, not a curated record. NCBI's taxonomy places the organism in Eukaryota, Metazoa, Arthropoda, Merostomata, Xiphosura, Limulidae. The transcript is spliced from 4 exons. The coding region runs from base 4 to 909 and encodes 301 amino acids.